UUUAGAUUUAUUUCGUCAUUAUUUGUUGGCUUAUUAAUAAAUCAAAUGAAUAAUCAUGGUGGAUUUUCAUUGAUUGAGAGGCAUUUGAAACAAGAUGAUGAAGGCAUGAUAAAAAGCGUCUUAAGAAGUGUUAAAAUGAACUUUAUUCAUGCACAGCUCCAGCUGUCGUUGUGUUUACGACUUUCUGAGGGGUUUCUGUGCAGUUGUCCUGCUAAUGUGGAACAUUUUGUUCAGUGCUUGCAGUUUUAGUGUCAUUUCUUAAACCGGAUCUGCUGUCCUGCAAGUCAAGAACACUUCGGGAUUGUGAGUGUCACAUCUGUGCAUCAGCAGGAGGGCUGAUAGAUAUCUUAUGCAUUUGCUGGUCAUUAUUUUAACAGUCACAGAGUGGAAAUUAAAAAUCUUUAUGCUUAUAUUUGAUAUAUUUUCUAUCUAUUGUUCUGUCUCAUUCCAACAUUGGUUUUUCACUAAUGUCUUCAGUAGUUAUGAUUAGUUAUUGAAGGCUAGGAUGAUUUCAAGUUUCAAACAAAUUUCACUGACUUCCCAAAGACUUUUAUCCUGGUUAAGCUUCUGUACACAUCUUGGUUUCGCUGAUAAGACCCUGCCCAGUGUUUUGAGUCAAAUGAAACCCAGACAGAUCCUUUAACAGGUCUUUGUUCCUGAGACUCUCAGUCAGCAGUAAUGUCCCAGAGCUUUACAGUGAGAGAAUCCAAGGCUUUGCACAUAGACGUGCAGCAGGGGCCCCAUUGUCCCUCACAAAAUGUUAAUGGUCGGAAAUGUUAAUAAUCUGUACACGGGGUUCUGGCCUUUGAUGCUCUGUUGUCGAAACUGAUCCGGCAGUUUUGAGUGACUGGUUAAUGGCAUUCCUCACACUUGCUCUAUCAUUGGCUGGAGAGAGAAUGAAAGUGUACGGCAGCCCUCAGGGACUCCCAAAUGGUCAAGUGCCUUUAACGUCCCGGCUUCAUGUCGUAUUCCUCCAGCUUUACCACCAGCCCCUUUGAGCACCCUUUUUAUCCACACUUUUUUUAGCCGUUUGAGGGUCUGACAGAAGCUCAGUGUGAGGGCGCAAGUGGGCUAACUUUCAUUACCGCUGCUGAUCCCAGAGGCACUGGAGGCCGAUUCAAAACAACACGGCUGCACGGAAACACUGGACCUCCAUUGGGAUUGAGUGCAGGAAAACCUCCUGUAACAUUUAGGGAGAGACUCAUUGGAUUUUUAUUUUAUUUUUUAUUUUUUUUGUGGGUAGAAAGUUAUUUCUACCAUGAAGCAAACUUGGGACAAGGGUGUUUUUGAGAACGGCCAGUCAAGUAUUCCAGGGAAUGUUGGGAAAGCUUCCACUGAACACCUCCAGAGUACCUCAGGAGAAAAGCUUGAUAAUAAGUCUGCUCCUCUGGCUAGUGCUCAUGGUGGACUGGGUCAGAACCUGCUGCUGAGUCCUGCCAGUCUUCAGCUGGCUCAGCUUCAGGCCCAGCUCACCCUACACCGCCUCAAACUCGCCCAGACCACCAAUACUGCCACUGCAGCCACUGUCCUAAAUCAGGUUCUUUCCAAUGUGGCCAUGUCCCAGCCUCUCUUCAACCAUCUUCGGGGCUCCAGCAUGGCCCAAGCCCACAGUGGGACCUUUCCACCUCCACCCAUAGCCUUCCCACCACCAAAUGCUGCAUUGGGACAACUGGUUGGUGGUGGCUUUGCCCCAAAUCCCACAGGAAUCAGGCCCACCAGCUAUAGUGGGGUGUCCAACCAGAAAGCUAGUCAGCACAAUGAUUUCAGCAAAAAGGCUGGAACAUUUUCGACGGACACGGACCGUCGCUUGCAGUUUGGAUAUCUGGGAGGGGCUUCAGUGGUCACUAGUAAAGCAUGUGAUGUGGGACAGUAUGGUGGAGCCACUACACAACCCAGAAACAAUGUCCAUGGCAAUUUUCAAAGGGAUUUCUAUUCCUCAGAAACACCAGUACAACAAACUUGUUUCAUGGGAGGAAGCAAUGAUCAGAAUUUGGGAUCAGCCUCAUCAGCCUCUAAGGAUCAAUGGAAAGGUCCGAUCAACUUGGGGAAGAUGGAUAUAGGUACAGGAACAGGUUCUGGUGGUUGGGUACCACCUGGACCAGGGUUUGUGGGUCAGAGAGCAGAGUUGUAUAACCCAGAGGAACCCACAGCAGAUCCUAAGUUCAACUCAACAUGUGGCCCAGGGAUUGGCCCACCCCUUGGGCAGCAAGGGGGAUUUCAACAGCAGCCACAGGUUUCCCAGAGUGAGGAAAGGGUUACCUUGCAAUUGCAAUCCCACCAGUUCAGUGACUAUCAUGGGACAACACCUUCACACCUACCACAUCAGUGCACCAUUUGUGAGAAGAAGGUUUACAACCUGAAGGACUGGGACCAGCAUGUGAAGGGCAAGUUACAUCUACAGAACUGUUCGCUCUACACCGAAAGCCCAACACUCGGAGCAGUGCACUUUCCCGUAUCGUCUGAAGGAUGUCUCAACAUGGCAUUGAGUAACACUUUGGCAUACACGUCGGCUGCCAGUCAAGAUGUUUCAACUGGAAGUGCUUCGUAUUUGCCUGGCACAGCCAUGAAGUCAUUUCCUCUCUCAGGGGCGGGAUUUACUUCGCACCAAGCAGGGUUUCUUCAGCGUAAAGCGUGUCCCGGACGCGUUGUGCACAUCUGUAACCUCCCGGAGGGCAGCUGCACGGAGAAUGACGUCAUCCACUUGGGACUUCCCUUCGGCAAAGUGACCAACUACAUCCUCAUGCGCACGACGCAUCAGGCUUUUCUGGAAAUGGCAUACGUGGAGGCGGCGCAGGCGAUGGUGCAGUACUACCAGCUGCAGCCGGCUACCAUCAACGGACACAAGCUACUGAUCCGCAUGUCCAAGAGAUACAAGGAGCUGCAGCUGAAGAAACCAGGUAAAGAUGUUGAUUCUAUAAUCCAAGACAUCAAUUCCCAGAGAGAGCGAGACGAGAUGCAGGAGAUCGACAGGUACCUGCCGGAGCGUGACCGAUCACGCAGUCCAGUCAGUCGUUCUCUGAGUCCGCGCUCACACAGUCCGAGCUUCACCUCCUGUAGCUCCGCCCACAGUCCACCGGGGCCGUCCUGCCGGUCUGACUGGAGCAACGGCAUGGGGCCCCGCCGGGCCUCUUGGGACUGGACGUCCCAUUCCCGUGGCGACGAGGACCCCCACGAGAGAGACGACUGGAGGAAUGAUGAGGAAGAAAGACACAAUGGAUGGCUGUCCGAGCGCAGGAAACCCUACCUUAAAUCCGGGGACCGGAUCAGCCCACGUAUGGGGCCCGGGGACGAGCGGGGCAGGGACUGGUAUCCCCGCGGAAGCCCUCAGGGUUCGUCCUUCUCCUCCUACCACUCCAUAGAUGACUUUUACAAGAAAGACUCACUGUACAAGACUGAUAAACUGAGCAGGCCGCAACAUCAGAGACAUGAGGGGAAAACGAAGAAAAGGGAAGGCGGUGACUACCACAGACCCAGACACUCAGAGUCAGACGUGACGGAUGACACACACUCCAACCGGACAGCUGAAGACAGAGGACGCAGCAAGAGGCCGAGCCGGAGACAAGAUAAAGAGGAGAAAGAGUCCGAAAAUCAGAAGGAAGAAUACAGAGCCAAAGAAAGAUCAGCAUCUCCUCAUAACAGCAAACCUGCACAGUCUUCAAAGUGUGACAGAGAUGGUGACAACGAGGGACUGGAAAGUGUAGAUGAUGGAGAGGAGGAGAGCUGGUAUCCUAAAAGCAUGGAGGAACUGGUGACCGUAGAUGAAGUUGGAGGAGAGGACGACUCCAUAGUUGAACCUGAUCUACCUGAUCUUCACGAGGAGGACCAGAGAGUCGAGCCCAGCCAUUUGACAGCAGAGAGCCCUAAACCAAACACGAAGACCCCAACAGAAGGCGAGGAAAGCACGGUAGACCCUCCGUCCCUUCCUUUGCUGGAUUUGGUUCCAGAAGAAAGCUCUGGAGGUGCUCAGUCCAAGCCUGCAGAGACGCCCCUAAGACCACCUGCCCCAGAACAACCGGUCUGUCAACUCAACCGCUUCCCGUCCCAGGAGUUCAAGAGCGCUUUGGAGGAGACCCUCUCCACUACUCAUAUGGAUACACACAUCGACACAACCAUGCCAGCUGGUCCUCUAAACAACAGCAGCACAUGUGAAAGUGGGAAAGUGAAUGACUUGAGUAAUGAUGAGAGAAAGACGCCAGAGAUGGAAAACAAGGAACCAUGUCUCAAACUUGAUAGUCAGAAGAAAGAUAUUCCUGAACCAUUACCGGCCCCUUCACCUCAGGUGACUGACAUCUUUACUGCAUCGCCCUCUCAGGAGCAGGAGAAAGCCAUCAGUGAACACAGCAUACCGUUAGGUGUGGAGUUCAUCGUGCCAAGGACAGGAUUUUAUUGCAACCUGUGUGGUUUGUUUUACACCAAUGAACAAACAGCCAAGACGUCACACUGUCGGAGUACAGUUCACUACAGGAACCUACAGAAGUAUCUGUCACAGCUGGCGGAGGAAAGUCUCUUAAAAUUCCACACAGAGUCGCCGAACACUGAAUGAAGCUCACGUGAGACUAUCAGGACUGCACCACUGCUGGGACAUGGACACAAGAAGAACUGAAAAUGGAUCAUUUGUGAACUCUGGUUCAUAGCAGUACAAACUGUAUGAAAGUUUUCAGGGAUUUAAAACAAAUGCCUUAUUAAAUAUCUUAGAUUUUAAAGUAAAUUCCAAACACACAUUACCUUUUUUUGUCAGUGAAAUACAAAGCAUUUUUUUCAGAAUGUCAAUGCUGUUAUUUUUCUGUACAGUGGAAUUGAAGGUGGAAUGUGGUUCCAAAAGUUUUUUUUUUUUAAGUCAUACAUUAGUUUAGUGUAAGAAACAAACUGAAAAAUAUAAAAAUUAAUUUAGUUUUUAGACCUCGGAGCCCUACACAUGACAUGCAAAAGAAAAUUAGACUUUAUGGCUAUGUUGUAUUCAUUAUUCAUUUUCUUUAAUUUAGUUUUGAUUUAGUUUCAUCAUGGCCUUGAUUCAACUAAAAUGAAUGAAAAAAAUCAGUUCAAUCAAUUAUUGUAGCAAACUAAAACCAUACAUUUGUUACUUGAAACAAAUGUUAACUGAAAUAAUUUUAUUUCUAUAAAUAAUUUAAUUAAUAUAAACAUUUUAUUUCAGCUAGUUGCUAAGUCAACAUAUCUUAGUUUUGUUUACUUUAAUUUGAAGUACU
This is a messenger RNA of Cyprinus carpio (common carp), 5204 nucleotides long. Its product is annotated as RNA-binding protein 20-like. Gene Ontology annotation, biological process: regulation of RNA splicing. Lineage: Eukaryota; Metazoa; Chordata; Actinopteri; Cypriniformes; Cyprinidae. The coding region runs from base 1259 to 4543 and encodes 1094 amino acids. Gene Ontology annotation, molecular function: mRNA binding; zinc ion binding. Gene Ontology annotation, cellular component: nucleus. The record is from RefSeq and is a predicted model, not a curated record. The transcript has 14 exons.